AUGUUGCCCCCUACAUAAUAAAACCUUAUUCCUAAGAAAAAAAUCGAACAUUAUACUUAUUUAAUGCAUGAACAGAUAGGACGAGGAUACAGUUCUAAGGUAUAUAAGGGUAAAGACGAAAAUACAGGAGAAGUUGUAGCUGUAAAAGUAAUUGAUGUAAAAGCAAUCAACAAUGAGAUAGAAAGAUAAUUGAUUAAUCAGGAAAUCAAUGCAUUAAAAUUAAUACAAUCUGUAAAUGUUGUAAAAUUACAUGAUUACUAUCAUACUAACAAUAAUACAUAUAUCAUUACGGAAUAUUGUAAUCAAGGAGAUUUAGGCAAAUUAAUUUAAUAAUAAGGUAUCAUACCAGAAGUAGAAGCCUUUAAAAUCCUUAGACAUAUUAUUAAUGGAUUUAAAGAACAAAUUAGAAAAGGUGUCAUACAUAGAGAUAUUAAACCAACUAAUGUUCUUAUUAAAAAUUCAAUUCCUAAAUUAGCUGAUUAUGGAUUCUCUAAAAUGAUUAAAGCACCUAAAGAUAAAGUAUUUUAUAAAGUAGGCACUCCAAUUUAUAUGAGUCCUGAAAGUUAUUUAGAAAAUAAAUAUUCUGAGAAAAGCGAUAUUUGGAGCAUUGGUGUUGUCUAUUAUUAAAUGUUAUAUGGUUAAUGUCCAUGGGUUAUUAAUUCUGAAAGUGAAUUCUAAGAAUCUGUCUCAUAAUUACAUUUUAAUAGAAAUGUGCCGAUUUCAGAAGAAUCUAAAGAUUUCUUAAGAAGAGCUUUAUAAGUAGAUGAAACUUAACGUUUAUCUCUUUUUGAUAUAGAUUAACAUCCUCUAUUUCUCCGUAGAAAUACAACUGCUCUCAAUAAAAUGAGAGGAGCACUUGUUAGUAAUUCAUUUAAUAAAUCUAUCACUAAUAUGAAUGUUGUUAGAGUCAACCAAACAUAAUAAUGUACUAGAAGUGGGUCUACUGCACACAAACAUUAAAAAUCUAAUCAAGUCAAAGAAAGAAUAGGUACUAUUGUAUAACAUACUUAUUAAAGUUUUCAUUAUGGUAAUUAUAUAUUGAUACAUCUAAUCUAGAAUCUUAAUCUGAAGAAAUUAUAUGUAAUUUCCUUAAUUAAUGCAAAUUUAUCUAUCGUACUUGUUAACUCAUUGAUCAUAUUAAGUAUCUACAAUCACCAAGACUAAGAGAAAAGAUUAUGGGCUAUUUUGGAAGAGAAGUUAUGGAUAUCAUGAAUAAAGUAUGUGGAAUAUUUAUUACAAGCUUAAAGAAGCAUAUGAAAAAGGAAUCAAUAACAUUAAAGUCAUCAAUUUCAAUCAUCAGAUUAUAAUAUCCAUCCUUAAUAAGUAAUCCUUUCGAGAUAUCUAUAUUAAAUAUAAAGACUUUUAUGGAAUGUCUUUAUUAGGUGAUAUUUCUAAUCUUAGAGAACUUAUUAGAGAAUUGAAUCAUUAACUUAGAAUCAAUGAAUAAAAUGAAACUGGAAUCUUAUUAUUAGAUUAUCUAACAUAUUAUUAUCAGGUUCUCACUAGUAAUAAUACAUAAUAAUUCUUGGAUGGUAAACCUAUCAAUGAAAUUACACCAGCACAUUAUUAAGAAAUUAGAGUAAAAAUAUAUAAUUUAGAUAUUUGA
Messenger RNA from Paramecium sonneborni, 1606 nucleotides. The record is from the annotation of a GenBank genome assembly. NCBI's taxonomy places the organism in Eukaryota, Ciliophora, Oligohymenophorea, Peniculida, Parameciidae.